AUGAAUGUUGGCUCGCUUCCGCCAAACAGAUCAGACGAUUCGCCAGCCAUUUCUAGCCCAGUCAGUACUAGACUCUUGAUGCGCCAUCACUUGGUCCGGCCUAUUUCUAAGUCGUCUGUCGACCCACUCAUAAACAGCGAGCUCCAAGAGCCAGGAGCUCCUUUGGUGGUGGCAAAGACAGAUCUGGAUAACAAGUCGGCUUUUAAUGAUAUAAUAAUGCGCAUGGGUACAGGCGGUGAAUCGACUGAUGGAAGUACCUCUGAUUCAAGUAAGUUUUAUCUAGGUUUUUGUGUUCGUUUGCAUGUACUUGCAUUUCGUAUCUCAUAUGAGUAUAAUAGUCAUAUGAGGUCACUGACUUUCUGA
Messenger RNA from Protopolystoma xenopodis, 363 nucleotides. NCBI's taxonomy places the organism in Eukaryota, Metazoa, Platyhelminthes, Monogenea, Polystomatidea, Polystomatidae. The record is from the annotation of a GenBank genome assembly.